Trichoderma reesei QM6a is the source of this 1699-nucleotide messenger RNA. RefSeq lists its product as uncharacterized. The record is from RefSeq and is a predicted model, not a curated record. Gene Ontology annotation, molecular function: ATP hydrolysis activity; ATP binding. Gene Ontology annotation, biological process: protein import into peroxisome matrix. Lineage: Eukaryota; Fungi; Ascomycota; Sordariomycetes; Hypocreales; Hypocreaceae. Gene Ontology annotation, cellular component: cytosol; peroxisomal membrane. The coding region runs from base 44 to 1519 and encodes 491 amino acids. The transcript is spliced from 4 exons.
AAAGACUCUGUCAGAUAUCACUCCCUCCAUAUACAAAUCAACCAUGGAUUUCCCCAGCAGAGACGACCACCCUCACCCUCACCCUCACCCUCCUCCGCCUCCCCCCAGACACGACGAUGCAACCCGCCAGUUCUUCUCCCACUCCAGCGCAAGACGCAUCAACACCGACGCCGUCAUCGCAACAGCCCUCCGGCAGCAGUACCCCAACCUCUCCCUCUCCAUCGCCCCGGCAGCAACAUGCAAUCUGCUCGCCUACGCGGCCAACGGCCACGCCCAGAUGACGCCCGUGAGCGACGAGCACGAGCAUGACCAUGACCCUGACCAUGAACAUGACACUCCCGUCCCCUCCUCGCUGUCAUGGAAAGUCUACGUGCCGCCAGCCCGGCGCAUGGACGGCGACCUGGGCGUCCUCGCAAAGGACGUCCUCUUCGAAAAGUACCUCGUCCAGUGGCAAGGCAAAGACUUGUUCGCGUAUCUCGUCAACGGCCGCGACGGCUCCAGCUCGUACCCGCAGGUCGCAAACUACUUCCUCCUCGCCGCGCACGAGAGCCUCGCCUCGCAGCUGAUCCUCGCCGCCGGCCGCUGGACCAGCGAGCUGCACGACGAGAUCUGGGUCUUUGACGGCGGCUACUGGGCCAAGAGCGCGGAGCUGUACCGCAGCGCCAUGAAGGCGUCGUGGGACAAUGUCAUUCUCGACGAGGACAUGAAGAGCGCCCUCAUCGAGGACCACUUGUCCUUUUAUCGGUCGAGGGCCACGUAUGAGAGGCUCAAGGUGCCCUGGAAGCGAGGCAUCAUCUACUAUGGCCCGCCGGGGAACGGAAAGACGAUUUCCAUCAAGGCCACGAUGAACAUGCUCUAUCAUCUCAAGCAGCGGGUGACGACGCUGUAUGUGAGGUCUCUGAAGUCGUUCAUGGGGCCGGAGAGGAGCAUUGCUCUCGUCUUUGCCAAGGCACGAGAAUUCGCCCCCUGCUACCUCGUCUUUGAAGACCUCGACACCAUCAUCACCGACGACGUCCGAAGCUACUUCCUCAACGAAGUAGACGGCCUCAAGAGCAACGACGGCAUCUUUAUGAUUGGCAGCACCAACCACCUCGACCGCUUGGAUCCAGGCAUUUCCAAACGCCCCUCUCGCUUUGACAGGAAAUACCUCUUCCCAGACCCCGACUUCGCCCAGCGCGUCGCCUACGCCCGCUUCUGGCAGAAGAAGCUCGCCGACAACAAGUCCAUCAGCUUCCCCGACAAGCUGUGCGCCGCCAUCGCCGACAUCACCGACGGCUUCAGCUUCGCGUACAUGCAGGAGGCCUUUGUCGCGGCGCUGCUCGCCAUUGCGCGCAGGGAGCAGCCUGGCGACGAUGGAGAAGACGGGGAUGAGGAGGGCGAGGAGGGCGAGGACGACGAGACCAUGGUCCAGACGGUGGAUUUGGCCGAGGACGACUGGUUGGAUGAGUUGCCGCUUUGGGUGGAGAUCAAGAAGCAGGUUGCAAUCUUGCGGGAGGGCAUGGAGGACAAGACUGCGUGAGUGUACUUUUCGGUGUUGAAGAUGGGGGGUUUUUGGGACGAAUCAGGAUGAGAUCCUACAGAUUGACCGAUGGAUCACAGGGCGUGACAGCAGAAAUGUAUCGAGAGACUCGGCGGUUCCUUUAUUGUUCAACUUCCUUUUCAUGCUAGACAGCCAGUAAUCAAAUCAUAAAUAGCAGAU